AUGCGGGAAAAAGCUACCGAAGAGAAAUUUCAUUUCGAUCCCGAAAUUGAAAGAACACUCCGAAAGCUCAAUAGCAAGACACGAAGAAGAAGGAAGUUAGCCCAAGAGAAGCGACAAAGAGAAGAGGCGUCUACUUCUUCUAAUAAUCAAAUUGAAGAAGUAGUUGUAGAGACUUUUGAAGGAGACAUGGCGGGUGUUGUUCCAACCGAAAUGUCCGCCAAUAGUCCAAGACGUACCGCCCAAUUUGCACGCAAUGCUCAAGGUGGAGCAAAUACGGAGAUGAAGACCGGAAUCCUCCAACUUGUUUAUGCAAAUCCAUUCACCGGAAUGGAUCAUGAGGAUCCUUUCGCACAUCUCACCAAAUUUUAUGAGAUUGCGGAAAAAUUUUUAGAACGAUAUUUUCCUCAAUCCCGAUUCAUGGAGGCCAAAACGGCAAUUGCGGUUUUCAAUCAAGGAAGCAACGAGUCCUUAAAUGAUGCUUGGGAAAGAUUCAAAUCCAUGCUUAGAAAAUGCAAGGGUCAUGGUUUUGAUGAUCUCACACAAAUUCACAUCUUCCGCAAUGGACUUCAAUCGGUGCACAAGACACUUUUGGAUGCUACCGCGGGUGGCUCUCUAAUGUCAAAAAGCGCGGAGGAUGCAAUAAUGAUAAUCGAUCGUAUGGCACUCAAUGAUCUCCAAACUCAACAUGAUAGGAGUCCAUCACAAAGGAAGCUGGGUGUUCUCGAAUUAAACACCAAUGAUGCCAUCCUUGCUCAAAACAAGAUUCUCUCUCAACAAGUUGAGUUACUCACUAAGCAAAUGUCGAAGCUUCCACAACAAAUGAAGGAAAUUCAUGGGAUGCAAAUGACUUCUCACGUGGCAAGUUGUGAACUUUGUCAAGGUGACCAUCCUACCGGGUUUUGUCCUCCUCCCGAGGGUCAAGGUCAACAAUCUCAAGGUGGAAGCUCAAAGUUGGAAGACACUCUUACACAAUUCAUGCAAGCAUCCAUGGCUAAUCAAAGGAGUAAUGAAGCGGCCAUAAAGAAUUUAGAAAAUCAAGUGGGUCAACUUGCAAAGCAAUUGUCCGAGCAACAACCGGGAGCAUCCUUUUCCGCCAACACCCAAACCAAUCCAAAGGAGCAUUGCAAAGCCAUUUUUACAAGAAGUGGGAAGGAGGUGAAUAGUGGCGUAAAUGAAGAGGUUAUAGUGGAAGAUGAGGAGGAAAUAAUAGUUGAAGAUGAAGAGGAGGAAGUGACAGUUGAAAAUGAGGGAGAAAAGAGUGAGGAGAAAGUGGAGGAAGAAUUAGUUGAAAAAGAGCGGAAAGAAAAAGAAGGAAGAGAGAAAAAUGACAAAAAAGUGAAUAGGAAUAAAAAGAGAAAUGAGAAUAUGCUCACAAAGAAAAAGAAGUACACGGAUGAAGAGACGGUUGUGCUUGAUGCUCAUUGUAGUGCAAUUAUUCAAACAACUCCCCCAAGAAAGGAAGCCGAUCCGGGACGAGUCAUUUUACCGAUCACCAUUGGAGGUAACUACAUUAGUAAUGGUUUGGUUGAUUUGGGGUCUAGCAUCAAUUUAAUACCUUUAUCCGUUGUCAAGAGAUUGGGGAACAUUGAGAUGAAACACACCAGGAUAACUUUACAACUAGCUGAUAAGUCUAUCAUUUCACCAUAUGGAGUUGUACAAGACAUGCUGGUAAAGGUGGACAAAUUUUUGUUCCCGGUUGAUUUUGUGGUAGUCGACAUGGAGGAGGAUCGUGAUGUGCCAUUAAUACUUGGAAGACCAUUCAUGAAGACCACCCGAAUGAUGAUUGAUAUCGAUGAUGGGAUUAUGAAAGUAAGGGUGCAAGAUAAAGAGGUAAUUUUUACUCUUUUUGAGUCUAUGAAGCCUCAUAAGGAUGAACAUGACAACUUUCGAAUCGAUGAUGAAAAAGGAGAAAUCAUUAAGGUGGCAAAUCAAAUUCACAAGGACGAGGAGAAGGCAAAUCAUGAGGGAAAGACUUAUCACAAAAACAUUGAAGUUGGACAAAUGGUGCUUGUGUGCAAUUCAAGACACAAGGUGUUUCCUAGUAAGUUAAAGUCAAAGUGGUCGGGGCCAUUUGUGGUGAAAGAGGUGCGAAAUGAUGGAGCCAUUGUGGUGGAGGACCCUAAAACACAAGAAAGCUGGACUGUAAAGGAACAAAGACUCAAAGGCUACCACGAUGGAUAA
This is a messenger RNA of Vicia villosa (hairy vetch), 2181 nucleotides long. RefSeq lists its product as uncharacterized. The transcript has 4 exons. The record is from RefSeq and is a predicted model, not a curated record. The coding region runs from base 1 to 2181 and encodes 726 amino acids. Lineage: Eukaryota; Viridiplantae; Streptophyta; Magnoliopsida; Fabales; Fabaceae.